Molecule: messenger RNA, 6094 nt
Organism: Scylla paramamosain (green mud crab)
Lineage: Eukaryota; Metazoa; Arthropoda; Malacostraca; Decapoda; Portunidae
Exons: 5
Coding region: 1613-3097 (494 amino acids)
Source: RefSeq, a predicted model, not a curated record
ACUCAUAUUGCUCUUUUAGACGGGGUGGAAUCAAAAGCUUUUCGUCUUAUCAACUUUUCUUCUCUAACUGCCUCUCUUCAGCCUCUUUCUCAUUGCCUCAAUGUUACAUCUUUUGCUAUCUUCUACCGCUACUUUCAUGCCAACUGCUCUUCUGAUCUUGCUAAUUAUAUCCCCCACCUCCUCCCGCGGCCUCGCUGCACAAGACUUUCUUCUUUCUCUCACCCCUAUUCUGUCCACUUCUCUAAUGUAAGAGUUAACUAGUACUCUCAAUCAUUCAUCUCUUUCUCUGGUAAACUUUGGAACUCCCUGCCUGCUUCUGCAUUUCCACCUUCCUAUGACUUGAACUCUUUCAAGAGGGAGGUUUCAAGACACUUAUCCUGUAAUUUUUGACUACCACUUUUGACACUGUUCGGGGACCGGUACCUCAUUGGGCUUUUUUUAAUUUUUUUUUUUUAUUAUCAUUGUUUUGUUGCUCUUGGCCGGUGCCCUUCAUAUAUAAAAAAAAAAAGUGAUUUUCAGUUUGUACAUAGCUGAUCUCACAAUUUAGUACAUGCGAACCCGGUUAAUGACAGAUGUUUCUAUUACUGUGUGUGUGUGUGUGUGUGUGUGUGUAUGUGUGUGUGUUGAAGCAAACUUCCCACCAGCAGGCAAGGGGCGUUUCACAUCUUUGAAGGAUUCGGGGCGUGUAUGUCGGGGUAAAGGGUUAGGCGGCUGGGAACAGCCGUGGCUCUGACUCGGUCACUCUCAGUGAGAACAGUCACACAGAGCAGGAAAACAUGCUUUGCUGUAUGUCCAUAUAUACAAGUAUACAAGUCACCGUGCAAUACAGUCACGACACGCAGGCAGGCACAGGGGCAACAGACACUCACCUUCACAGUCAGUCAGUUUCACACGCGAAUUCUACAAGGGCUCAGCUCUCUUUCCCUUUCUCUCGCUCACGGGUCUUAUCGCGUCGCGGUCUCUGUACUCUCUCUGUCUCUCAGUGCCAUGGAGUGCCUCAAUUCCUGCCUCCCAGUGUCGUCACCUCUGCCUGGCGAUACCUAACUACAUCUAUUCUAGCUUGCAAGACAUAACAACGAGUCAUGACGAUUUAUUACUGCUAAUGGUGAUUGCUGCUUAAACUAUGUAUGCGCGCACACACACACACACACUGGCUGGCUUCCGUACUUACAAGACGUGGUCGCUCCUGCUGCUUCACCUCAAAGUUAUAAACUGCUGCUUUUAAAACUUCCUGUACUUGGAUGCAAGACUUGGACAACCUGCUGCUCUACAGUGUUGUUUCUAUAGUGUUGUUUCUGCUUGCAAUGGAUACCAACUCCAUUAAACUAUUACUAGAUUCGCAAGAGAGAACCUUUUGGAGUGUUAUGGACGUUUUAGUGAAACAGUUCGAAGCCAGGAUCUCGUCAAUGGAAGUGACAAUUACCGCAUCUUUUGUUUGGAAGGACGCGUCAUGAUUGUAGAUUUACUUGGCAGAAGUAGUAUCCAACCUGAGGGAGUACUGUCAAGGGAAACUAAUCAAGGCGGAAAGACAGUCAGACGAACGGCUUUCUCGCACACCAUCUCUGUUAUGGACAUCUCGAGAGACCUUGAGGAAAGCAAGUGUACCUGAGUCAUGGAGCAGUCUGAAGCUUCAGAAUUUCAGACAAUCCACCCAAGCCAUCACUACCUCUCUCUAGAACCAGCAUGCAAAAGGCUGAAGGAUGAUUUUAGUCACCAAGAAAUGAUGAAGACAAAAAAGAAUGUAUUUGAAUGUCCCAUCUGUAAGGUGCAAAUGUCUACAAGACAGGCACUCUGGAAACAUAAGAAAAGAAAGCAUCCUGAGGCAACUAAAGAAGAAAGCAAAAACAAAAAUUCACUUCAAUGUAUGGACUGUGAAUUCAGAUGUCCUCGAGUAGUGGAUUUGAUAAAACAUUAUGAAAAUCAUCAUGACAGGAAACUUUCUCUUCAGACUCAAGAUUUUGCAACAGAAGGAGAGUUUUUAAAUUGGAAGGAGGAGGAAGAGAGACGAACUAAAGCCUCCUUUGUGCAGCACUGUGGGCCCCGACAGAGAGAGAGUGCUAUUGUGCAAUACUUUUACUGCAAUAGGUCUGGCUUUUUUGUAACAAAAGGAGAGGGAAAAAGAAAUUUGAAAAGACAAGGUUCCUCUAAGAUAGGUGCCACAUGUCCUGCUUUUAUUAAGUUUACUUUGGACAGAAGUACCAACCGGGGCACUGCUGAGUAUUGUCUUGAUCACACCCAUCCUUGUGAUUAUGCUCACCUGAGGCUGUCUGAUGGGAUACAGAAACGUGUUGCAACUCACCUUGCUAAGGGAGUUAAGAUUGAGGCAAUAUUGGAUGAUGUGCGCUGCAGUGUUCAGGCAUCAGAUCGUGAUGCAUACAUAGUUCGAAAAGAUGUUCAUAACAUUAAGCAUAGGAUUAGUCGUUUAAGUGUUGAUGUGAAAGAAAGACAGCCAGAGAAUGUCACUUGUAUAAGUUUACUAGUACAUGAAAUGAGUUCACAAAAGCUCAGCCCAAUUUUGUACUAUAAAGGGAAAGGAGUUGAAUCAGAUGUGCAUGAUGCAAAUGAUAUAUUAAUUGGGAUUCAGACAGAAUUCCAAAAGGAUAUGUUUUUAAAGUAUGGGAAAAAUUGUGUUUGUAUUGAAAGCUUACAUGAAACAAAUCAAUUUGAUUAUUUUCUUAUUAUAGUAAUGGUUAUAGAUGGCAUGGGAGAAAUUUUACCUGUUGCUUGGUUAAUUUCAAACAAAGAAGAUUCAUGUGCAUUAACAACAUUUUUUCAAGCCCUAAAAGACAGAAUAGGUAACUUUGAAACAGAUAUACUCAUGAGUGACUCUGCCAGUGCUUUCUAUAAUGCGUGGGUGUCAGUCUUUCCUACUCCCAAAAAGAGGUCUCACUGUAGUUGGCAAGUUGAUAAGUGUGGGCGUAAAAAAUUACAGACUCAUAUACCAGGCAGUAAGGUCAGUGAAGAGGAAAGUCAGCAUCUCAAGACAUGUAAUUAUGGACUGAAUGAGCAAAAAUUUCGCAAAAUGGUCCAGGAACUUGAGUCUUGGCUGUCAAAUGUUAAAACUCUGCUCACUUUUCUUCAUGGGAAUAUUUGUUAGGAAUUUGUAAUUUGUUAAGUACUUUAUGUUAACGUUUCAUUCCUUCUGCUGUAUGUAUUUGUUUGAGACUGAAAAGGUUUAUUAGAAGGGGUCCCUAUUUACUGUCAGCUGAUUCAUCAAACAUUAGGGAAGUAAGCCUCUGUAAUAUAUAAUCUGAAUGUGGGAUUUUGAACCACAAAAGAGCCAUGCGGAUUUAGUAAGCACACAUGCUAUCUGAUGGUUUGGGAGGAGUUGCCGAGAGUGUUGGCAGCAUUGAGGUCUUAGGGUAGGCAGGCCUGAGUGGUGGUAUGUGUGCGUGCGUACGUGCGUGCGUGCGUGCGUGUGUGUGUGUGUGUGUGUGUGUGUAAUACAAAAAUUUUAGGAAUACACAAAUUCACAAUCAAUAUACAACUAAUAGGGUGCAACAUCAAACUCAAACAAAGGGCAUAUACAAAUUACAAAGUAUCAAUCAUUACUGCAAUACUGAUAAUAUAAUUGAAUACUAUGACAACAGAAAACAACAGGGCUUCCACUUGGCCCUCCAACUCAAACUGCUGUUUCUUCUUUCUCCUCCUCUUACUCCUCCUCCAAGAUCUGUCUCUGGUAGUAUGCCAGGACCUGUGGUCUUCUCUGCUCCAUUGGUAUGCAAGCUUUCUCCUGCAGGGCAUCUUAUUGAGAUCUCUUCUCCAGCAACCAUAGCUGUGCCAACUCUGCCUGUGACUCUGGUCACUCCUCUGUCUUUGCUGUCUUCUUGGUCCUCUGCCUUCUCUACUUCUCCGCCAACUCUCACCUCUCCUCCUCUCUUCACUAUACACCCUGCUUCAUCUGUAUCUUCUCAUUGUACAAGUUUCAGAGUCACCUUGCAAAGACAUCCCUGCAUCCUUGCACAUUGAAUGCAAUGACCCCAUUAGGGACUGUAGUCUCCUGGUGCACUAUCAUGGCAGUGCCAGGCAAAAUGCUUACUGGCCAAACAACACUCUCAAUUGGGCCUGCAUUGCAAACACCAUUACUCCCACUUGCCCACUCCUGGCUCCAUGGAGCCUCUGUGCCACACCCAUAAAAUUGAUAAAACAAAAAUGGCACUUCCUUGGCAAAACUAAGAGGGGCCAUCUUGCUACUCUUAACAAAACAAAAUUCCUUCCAGGUGUGACACAACCAAAUCUGCUUCCGACUGUCAGGAACAGCUACACUUAUCAUUAUGUCUCAUUCCUCCCUCCAGCCCCUUGAUGACACAAGCAUCGUCACAGUGAGCUAACGGCUGUUCCUUUCCAGGACACAGCACACCCAUCCCCACACAUGGAGCCAAAUAGAUACACGUGGCCAUCACAAAGCAAACCCUGGCUCCAACAUGAGCCCAGCCAAUGUGCCACUGGGCCAGCCCCACUGGUCCCAGCAACUGUUCCCGUAUGCAAACGCUUCUCAUCACACCCAAUACUUUGUUGCUUUGAGGAAGCUAACAUCCAUCAUUACAUACUUUCCUGCUCGGACCCAGCACCUGACAAGUACUAACAGCAUGGCCAACAGCAGCCCCCAGCAACACUGAGGGUGCUUCCCAAGCAGCAAGCAACACACUAUCACCAGCAGCCUUACACAGCUUUGCCUCUCGACAUGGCACUUUAACACGUGUUCAAUACACCAUAACUUGUCCCAGAAGGAGGAAUUGGGUGAGCAACAUUACAAACAAUCCCUACACCAAGGGAAACAACACUAACCAUAACACAACAGAGAGGGGCCCUAGAGAAGAGGUCAUCAGACACAGAUUCAGUGUGUGACAUAUUGACAUAAGGGAAAGUUAUCCCUUGUGAGUGCUCCUUGCUUCGGCAAACAAAAUGGCUGUGUUUGUUCUAAAGAAAGUGUUCUACUGAGGUGAUGUGUGAUGCCUGGAAAAUAUACAGGCCAUGAUUACAUAGUACUAAUGUUAGAGUUUCAACGGAAUGGUGAAAUGAAUAGAAAAAUAAGUCAUAUAACUAUUGUGAGUGAAAAGACUGAGUGGAGUCCCUCGUCCCAUUUCUUCACCAAUGCACUCACAGUCUUUUCACUUGCAAUAGUUAUAUGGCUUAUUUUUCUGAUCAUUUCAGCAUUCCAAUGAAACUCCAACAUUUUUACUAUGUAAUCGUGGCCUGUGUAUUUUCCAUGCAUCACACAUCACCUCAGUAGAACACUAUUUAAAACUAAUACAGCCAUUUUGUUAGCAGAAGCAAGGAGUGGUCACAAAAGAUAACUUUCCCUUCUGUCUAUAUGUCACACACUGAAUCCAUUAUUCUGUGCUUUCAAAAAACAUGUGAGGGACUAACCUAAGUUGUCAUGUAGUUAUUUUCUCCCAGCAGGUUUUAUCAGACUGAGGAGUGAGUUGCCAGUUUGUGCAAUGUGAUGCUCAAGUUGGCGGGAGUUCUAAUCGUGAUUGUCGGUGACUGUGCAUAUAUAUAUAUAUAUAUAUAUAUAUAUAUAUAUAUAUAUAUAUAUAUAUAUAUAUAUAUAUAUAUAUAUAUAUAUAUAUAUAUAUAUAUAUAUAUAUAUAUAUUGCACAACAACAAUGUAAAUAACAAUAUAUUUACAUGUUGUUUCUAAUUUUUGUUUAUUACAAAGAUGAAUAAGAAACAAAUUGAAAAAAAUGUAAAAUUUGAAAAUAGAUAUUAUAUACAACAUUGGAAUUUGUAUGGUUAGCAGUCACAGUUUUCUAUGUCUCCUCAUGGCCUGCAAUAGAUUAUGUAGAUAUUUUAUAGGAAACUGUGUGAGGGUGUAUCUAUUUCACUGGAAUUAUAAUUAUCAGUCACAUUAGAACGGAAGCAAGAUAUUGAUGAGGCUACAGCAUGCAUCCACUCCUCCUUCCAUGCUGAUCAGGUGUGCAUACAGUAGGUUUACCACCAACUCUUUAAGUAACACUUUUAAAAGGCUGAGAUCCUGUGAUUUAACCUUUAAAUUAGAUUAUUAAAAAUGUAAAUUUUGUUAUUGAAUAUAUUUGUACAGUUGCAAUACUUUUCUACCAUGAAUCAGAGAAUAAAACCUUUCCAAAUGGGA